AGCAGAAUUUUUUUAGAGCAUUUCACUUUAGACGCUGUGGAAUCAACAGUAGCUGUGCUGUUCUCCCAUUCUCCAAGAAGCGCCACACUCCGACUUCCGGCGAUGUCCGGCAGCGGCGGAGUCCCGUGGAGAAUGCCGCUUGAUCCCGCAGCACAGCUGUCAUAUAGUCCCAGAACCUUGGUCGCUUCUGAACCAUCUGCUUUUAAGCACGUAGAAACAAAUUCCGUAGAUAUGGUGACAAGUCUGAAAACGCAAAAUGCAGGGAAAUGUCAGCAGCUCGAGGCUGAGUUUAUUGCUGCCCAUUCUAAGAAACUUAAGGAUGAUUUGCAGGAACUGGGUCUGAAAAUUAAGCAUCACGAGGAAAAUCUUAAAUACUUGACGAAUUUGAAGAUAAAUUUAGAUGAAUCAAUUCCAGAUAUGCAAGUCGCUCUUGGGAAGUAUGAUAAAGCAAGUUUCUUUCAGACAAAAAAGGAAGACCCUGCACUUGUGAAGAGUGGAGAAGAAACGAUCCAGAAUAUUCUUAAGCACGAGAACUCUGGGGCUGCUUUUGUGUAUCGGUUGAAAAUCCAAGCAGUAGCACUGUCGUCUGAUCAUUCACUCACAAAGGAUGUUAUUGGCAUUGUAGCCACACUUGGAAAACUCGAGGAUAACAAUCUUAGCAGGCUUCUUUCUGAGUAUUUGGGCCAGGACACCAUGCUAGCAGUGGUUUGCAAGACGUAUGAAGGUGUCAAAGCCCUGGAAGUAUACAACAGGGAGGGUGUAAUUGACAAAACUCUCGGCCUUCAUGGAUUUGCAGCUUCUAUCGGGAAGCCACUGGCUGAUCAAUUUAUUGUGAUUUGUCUUGAAGAUAUAAGACCGUAUGCGGGUGAAUUCAUAUCUGAUGAUCCUCAGCGGAGGCUUGAUCUUCUAAAACCAAGAUUACCUAAUGGAGAGACUCCUUUGGGCUUUCUGGGUUUUGCUGUGAACAUGAUCACCAUUGAAAGCAAUAACCUGCAUUGUACCUCGAAGAAUGGGGAUGGCCUUCGAGAAACACUCUUCUACCAUCUUUUUUCAAAUUUGCAGGUAUAUAAAUCGAGGGAAGACAUGUUAAACGCUCUCCCUUGUAUAAGAAAUGGCGCCAUAUCUCUAGAUGGAGGAAUGAUCAGAUGUUCCGGAGUAUUCUCCUUGGGCGAACACGAGAAAGAUAUAGAUCUGAAGUUCCCAACUGGCUCAGAGAUGUUCAACCCUCCCGAGGAAUACCUCGAGGCUGAAAAGGACAUAAAGGAGACUAAAUGGAAGAGGGAGCGAACAAACGAAGAUAUGAAGAGAGAGCAAGAUCUGCUGACCCGUGCUAGAUUCAACUACGAAAAGAAGAAGCAGGAGCUACUCCGUUUUCUUGCUAAGGGCUCAUCCAAUGUGUCGUCUCAGUAUCCGAUGGGACGUGGAUCGAUGCCCGGAUGAUGUCAUAGAGGCAGUAGUUGUGAUUGUUGAAGAGCUUCACAAACUCAUUUCAUCUUCUUCUUUCUAGUCUUGAUCGUAAGUAUCCUUUGAUGUGAAAGUGUAAAGGCUGCAUUUAGGUAGCUAUCUGUUUGUGUGUACUGAUGAAAUUCCAUGUCUUACUCAAUCUGUAGCAAGAGUUUAACCGACUAAAUUUUGGGCAUAGUAGUAAUUAAAUUUUGCUAA
Messenger RNA from Salvia splendens (bonfire salvia), 1662 nucleotides. Its product is annotated as protein DEFECTIVE IN MERISTEM SILENCING 3-like. The record is from RefSeq and is a predicted model, not a curated record. Lineage: Eukaryota; Viridiplantae; Streptophyta; Magnoliopsida; Lamiales; Lamiaceae. The transcript has 8 exons. Bases 103 to 1440 code for a protein of 445 amino acids.